Molecule: messenger RNA, 2242 nt
Organism: Sycon ciliatum
Lineage: Eukaryota; Metazoa; Porifera; Calcarea; Leucosolenida; Sycettidae
Product: cellular tumor antigen p53-like
Exons: 15
Coding region: 82-1569 (495 amino acids)
Biological process (GO): regulation of transcription by RNA polymerase II; apoptotic process; protein tetramerization
Cellular component (GO): nucleus
Molecular function (GO): RNA polymerase II cis-regulatory region sequence-specific DNA binding; DNA-binding transcription factor activity, RNA polymerase II-specific
Source: RefSeq, a predicted model, not a curated record
CAAAAUACAUUGCAUUGUCACCAUUGUAUACUUACUUGAAGUUCGUCUUGUGAAGAAGUGCCUUCCAUUGCCGAAUGUGACAUGGACGAACAAAACCAAACACUACCAAUGGAUGACCUCCUGCAAGGUCUGGAUGUCAGACCGUUCCUCAAGCGGGACCCUUCUUUGGGAACAAUAAUGCAAAGCCUCUUCAAUCAAACUGAAGAUGAAGGUGGAAUUGUACAAACACAGUUCGAGGUUUCUAUGCUGGACCCGACGUUGGGCACACCGUACCCGUAUCCGGCACAAGCAGCCUACGGUAGCCCUGGCCCAGCAUCGCCGGCGUCUACUAUCACCUCGGCCGCCUCGGCGGCGUCACCACACCCGCAGUCCAUGCCUGUGACACCGGGCCAAUCAGUGCCUGCUCCCUACCCGGCAAAUGUCAACAGUGCUGGCGAUUACGGCUUCACUCUCGAGUUCUCUGAAGAGAUGAGACGGGAGCCUGUUAACAAGUCAUCCAACACUUACUCGCCAACUCUGCAGAAGCUGUUUGCAAACCAAGAUUCGCCGUGCCCGUUUACAUUCCGCACAACUUCACCUGUUCCUUUCGGAAUGGAGUUACGCGCCACGCCUGUUUUUACACUGCCUCACGAUAUGUCCAAGGUUGUUCGCCGGUGCCCAGCUCACAUGCAGGAGUUCCAGGUUGGCGGAGCUGAGGCGCGCGAGCAUUUGAUUCUAGUUGACCCGCCAUGUCAUUGUUCGUACCGUACUGAUGAUGGUCGCCUGUCUGUCGUCACACCCUACGUCCCUACAAGCAUGGAUCCGGAGCAUCCUAGCAUGACAGUCGUUUAUCGGUUUGCAUGCCAUUCAAGCUGCAAGGGCGGCAUGAAUCGUAGGCCCAUUUCCAUCAUAUUCACUCUCGAAAAUCAAGGCCUGGUGUACGGGCGAGCUACGUUAAAAGUUCGAUUGUGUGCGUGUCCGGGUCGUGAUCGGAUAAAGGAACAGGGUGGCAAUCGUGAAGCGCCCAGUGCCGAUGAGGAGGCUCCCACUCCUGAACCACCGAAGAAGAAAAGGAGAGGGCGUUCAUCUACUAGUGCCAGUUCAAGUACCAGCGCAAACAAUGUAGCGGAGGCUGCCGCUGUCGUUCAGUCUGCGCCUGCCACCACAACAUCACAGAAACUAAUGCAGUCUGUCCUGCUUGAGGAAGAGGAGGACGAUGAUCAAAUCUAUACUAUUGCGGUGAAAGGCAUGAACUCGUACAGAUUGGUGAAACAGUUUGCAGAUGCUGUUGAGCUGCUGAAUGAAGUGAAGCAUCUUGGCGGUAACAUGUCUGAUAUUCGCCAGUCCCUGCUGACAACUCGAGCAGCAGAAGUGGCUGCCAAGACCGCUACUGAACCAGUGUCUCAACAAGCGCCCGAGGAGGAAGUCAGCGCUUCACAACCGCUUCCAUCCUCACAGCCGUUUGAUCUAUCUCAAUCGCAAUCUCAGCCGCUGUCCAGCUCCCAGCAAUCGAGUGGCUCUGCGUCGGGCAGGCAUGUGCGCUUCACACUGAAACGCACAAUAACGCCCAGAAGCAUUUCUACUACGUAGCAGAAUAUGUAAUGCAAGCGAACCACCACCGUACAAUUAGACAUUAGUAUGUACUUCAAUAUGUCUCGUGCUCUUUGUACUACUUAUCUGUGCCCACGGGCUUUGCUGGGCAUGUUUUUGAUCAAUGAUGUUUCUGUCCAUCUGUUCUCCUUUUGCAUAGCUUUUCUACUCCGUCUGAGGUCUACAUUCCAUGUUUGUUCAUUGUCCUGCUGAUGCGUCUUCUCUGUUGAUUUGCGAGGUGUUGAUUCUGUUUGUAAAGUAUUCGGCAAGUCAGUUAAUUUUGUUGCGUUCUAAGUUCUUAGUUUGAAGGUACACCAGCGCUCUUCCCCCAAACAUACCAUUUGAAUAACACAACACACAGUCAUGUUUCUAGGUACAGUUUCAUUUUAUUCUUCAAACAGUCCGCAUUUCAUCUUAGGUUCUAGCUGUUGUUUCUUUAGUUUUGCAGCCCGUGUAACGUUUAUAUACCAUUUUGGAAUGUUUUAUGACAAUAAAUGGCUAUGUUCGCAGGUAUUAGUAAAAAAAUACAGGUAGUGAUUGGUCUGCUUUUUUUGUACAUAUCUCUCUCGCUCACCCUCAGCUCAGGCCAGAAAGUAUACAUAACUGUUACAGAGACAUGGCUUGCAAUAAGAGAAAAUCUGUGGGUGCACAUCCAGUGCAUUAAUUUUGCAGA